AUGGUAACGCAGUAAAAGUCGACCACAGUUGUCAUGACCGCAAGUAGACUGAAAUGAUGGAGUUAUGCUGAGAAGUUGAGUUCGAGUUCGAGGCGUAACGUCUGCCCACUCUCGGCCCACCCACUUGCUCAGGUGACCCGCUUUACUCACCGCCCCCUCCGCGCUGAGAUGCUGCUGCUGCUGCCUGUGGAUGACAGCAAGAACAAGUGUGAGAGGGCUCUCCUCCGGAUAAAUGACCUUUAAAUAUCUAAAAGCCUAAACAUAUCGUGCUGCCGCGAGGUGCAGAGAUUAAGCCCAGGCGCUUUUAAAUCUAAACAGGUUUAACAGCAAGCUAGUUCCGCCGUCGCCGGACCCUGGAUGCGAUGACGGACCCGGUCGCGGACACCAAGACGGAGGUGAAACAAGCCACCAAAUAUGUCAAAGAAACGGAAAACGUGGCGGAGAAGUACUCGGCGCUGACGGUCAGCAAGAACAGCAGCGAUGUGAACAUGAAUGUCGGGGAGAUGACCUCUGCGGCGUUCACCGCAGUCCCCACGCUCAAGUCCGUCAAGAAGAUUCAGUUUGCCAACACGGAGGAUAAGCAGGAAUUCAGCAAAUACCCGACGAAGGCAGGCCGACGCUCCCUGUCCCGCUCCAUCUCUCAGUCGUCCACAGACAGCUACAGCUCAGCGGCGUCUUACACCGACAGCUCUGACGAUGAAACUUCCCCUCGAGACAAAGCUCAGGUCAACAGCCAAGGCAGCACCGACUUCUGCGUCAAAAACAUCAAGCAGGCAGAAUUUGGCCGCCGUGAAAUUGAAAUCGCAGAGCAAGACAUGUCGGCUCUGAUCUCACUGAGGAAAAGAGCUCAGGGAGAGAAACCUCUGGCCGGAGCGAAGAUUGUCGGCUGCACUCACAUCACCGCUCAGACUGCAGUUCUGAUCGAGACCCUGGUGGCUCUGGGAGCUCAGUGCCGCUGGACCGCGUGCAACAUCUACUCCACGCAGAAUGAAGUGGCUGCUGCUCUGGCGGAGACGGGAGUGCCUGUGUUUGCGUGGAAACGCGAGUCGGAGGAUGACUUCUGGUGGUGUAUUGAUCGCUGUGUCAGCACUGAGAGUUGGCAGGCAAACAUGAUCUUGGACGAUGGUGGAGAUUUGACCCACUGGGUCUACAAGAAGUACCCCAGCGUGUUCAAGAAGGUCCGGGGUAUUGUGGAGGAGAGCGUCACCGGAGUUCACCGGUUGUACCAGCUGUCUAAAGCUGGGAAGCUCUGCGUGCCCGCCAUGAACGUCAACGACUCCGUCACCAAGCAGAAGUUUGACAACCUCUACUGCUGCAGGGAAUCCAUCCUGGAUGGCCUGAAGAGAACGACGGAUCUGAUGUUUGGAGGGAAACAAGUAGUCGUAUGCGGCUAUGGCGAGGUGGGCAAAGGCUGCUGCACGGCUCUGAAGGCUCUGGGUGCGAUCGUGUGCAUCACUGAAAUUGACCCCAUAUGUGCCCUGCAGGCCUGCAUGGAUGGAUUCCGAGUGGUCAAGCUGAGCGAGGUCAUCCGGCAGAUGGACGUGGUCAUAACCUGCACCGGCAACAAGAACGUUGUGACCCGAGAGCAGCUGGACCGGAUGAAGAACGGCUGUGUGGUCUGCAACAUGGGACACUCCAACACCGAGAUCGACGUGGCCAGUCUCCGCAGCCCUGAACUUACCUGGGAGAGGGUGCGCUCUCAAGUGGACCACAUCAUCUGGCCCGAUGGGAAGAGAGUCGUCCUUCUGGCUGAGGGGCGUCUGCUGAACCUGAGCUGCUCCACGGUCCCCACAUUUGUGUUGUCCAUCACUGCGACCACUCAGGCGCUCGCCCUCAUCGAGCUCUUCAACGCUCCGGAGGGAAGAUACAAGCAGGACGUGUACCUCCUGCCCAAAAAGAUGGACGAGUACGUGGCCAGCUUGCAUCUCCCCAACUUUGACGCUCAUCUGACGGAGCUGACGGAGGAGCAGGCCAAGUACAUGGGCCUCAACAAGAACGGCCCCUUCAAGCCCAACUACUACAGGUAUUAAUGAGUGAGCCUCCGAGCGUGGCCCUGGACUCGCCGCCGCCGGGACUCACAGAGAUUUUAUUUUGGGAUUCAAACGGAAUAAUUAUUUUAGCUAGUAACUUAUUAACCGCACUUCAGCCAUAGUAUUGAAUAUGAAUAACCGGAUCAUCCUGGGUGAAGGCGCAGGCUUGCAUGCUUACCUGUAUAUUUUAGUUGCAUGAGUCGCUGAGUCAGUCUAGUUCACUUUUGUUUACGCAUGGUGCCAAACUACCGCUGUACGAGUGGAACACCAGGUGAAGGUGUUUUGACAGCUGAAGUCACCAGGUUUAACAUGAACCUGACAGUUCAUAUUCACUCAAUAUUAAAAGCUGCUAGAUGUGCUAGCUACUUAAUUUACAAUGAAGAGUUUUAUUUAAAACUUGACUGUUGAGGGUCCCUCUGGCCAAGCCUGUACAUGUAUGAUGCAACCCUGUGAAGGAAGUGUAGUCCGACCAGUUUGUGCCGACUGUCUGAAUACUGGAAUAAUUCACUCCACUGAUGGUUUUAGUCUUUCAGCUUGACACGGUUGUUUCACACAGAGGGUAACUUCUGCUGCUGAUCUACUGUGGGUGAACAACAGUUUUUUUUUAUCUUUGUUGAGUGUGAAAUUCACUUCUUAGCCCUCAUUUUAGGUUGCAGCUGACUCACAGAAUUUACCGCCUGGAACACUUUUUUCAAAUCUCAAUGCGACAAUAACAGCAGCUUUAGCAUUGAGGAGAAUUGUUACAGGACUGGCAUCCAUGUCUGAACAUCUUUUGACAGUUAAAUGUUUAUUUCUCCCAGUUGUCUACCCCAGAAAACUGUAUAGUAGAGAGGCUGCCUGUGAAAGUUAAUAUACACAUCUGUUCAGCAGCAGAAAAGAACAACGGCGUCAAAUUGUGAACUUGUUGAUGGACGGAACGAGCGUUUGACAGCAGGUGCUGAUCUCAGUUGACUUUUAGAACCUUUCUGCCAUGCUGUUAAUGUGCCUUUAUUAUUUCUAUUCAUCCAUUCAUGCACUGAUUCUGUUGAAAUCAACAUUCCUACCUGUUAAUUUAUGCUCUUUAUGUGCUUCUUCAGUGUGUUUCUAGAAGACACGAGACUUGUUUGCCAUCUGAUCUGUCUUAAUGGAUCACCAAGGUCACACGACUCGAGUGUACGCUAUGUAUAAGAAGACAGUAACUCAGCAAUAAACAAUAAAGUUGUUUUAACCGGACUCAAUGGGAAAUGAUGAAAAGAAAGUUUGUUUUUGCUUAAGAGAGAGUGAAUGUCCAUCAGUCAAUGGAACAUUAACGGUGGUCAAAGCGGGUAGAACUGUCCGGAACCAUGGCUACCUUCCAGCCCGAUCCAGAUCAGUC
Messenger RNA from Synchiropus splendidus (mandarinfish), 3384 nucleotides. It is a transcript of the gene ahcyl1, whose product is annotated as adenosylhomocysteinase-like 1. NCBI's taxonomy places the organism in Eukaryota, Metazoa, Chordata, Actinopteri, Syngnathiformes, Callionymidae. The coding region runs from base 363 to 2030 and encodes 555 amino acids. Gene Ontology annotation, cellular component: cytosol. The transcript has 17 exons. The record is from RefSeq and is a predicted model, not a curated record. Gene Ontology annotation, biological process: L-methionine cycle.